UUCCAGCUACGGUCCUACUUUUGUGUUCUCUCCCAUUUCGUGACGUGUCUGCGGUAAAUUUAUUUAAAAUCGCCUUUAUCCUUAAAUUACCGGACCAAUAACCGAAGGAAGAUCAACAUGGUGGAGCUGUCGAGCGUCAUUUCCAAGUUCUACAACGACUACGUGCAGAACACGCCCAAGAAGCUGAAGCUGGUGGACAUCUACCUGGGCUACAUUCUGCUGACCGGCAUCAUCCAGUUUGUUUACUGCUGCCUGGUGGGCACCUUCCCGUUCAACUCCUUCCUCUCCGGAUUCAUCAGCACCGUCAGCUGCUUCGUCCUGGCCGUGUGCCUCCGCCUGCAGGCCAAUCCCCAGAACAAGACGGUCUUUGCCGGCAUUUCGCCGGAACGCGGAUUCGCCGACUUCAUCUUCGCCCAUGUGAUCCUGCACCUGGUGGUGAUGAACUUCAUCGGUUAACCAAGCUACCCAACAUGCGACUCGGAUAUAUUUAUAAAUAAAAUGUAACUCUAAUAGUA
Messenger RNA from Drosophila takahashii, 515 nucleotides. It is a transcript of the gene Dad1, whose product is annotated as dolichyl-diphosphooligosaccharide--protein glycosyltransferase subunit. NCBI's taxonomy places the organism in Eukaryota, Metazoa, Arthropoda, Insecta, Diptera, Drosophilidae. Gene Ontology annotation, biological process: protein N-linked glycosylation. Gene Ontology annotation, cellular component: membrane; oligosaccharyltransferase complex. The record is from RefSeq and is a predicted model, not a curated record.